This is a messenger RNA of Brassica napus (rape), 957 nucleotides long. RefSeq lists its product as uncharacterized. NCBI's taxonomy places the organism in Eukaryota, Viridiplantae, Streptophyta, Magnoliopsida, Brassicales, Brassicaceae. The transcript is spliced from 2 exons. The coding region runs from base 1 to 957 and encodes 318 amino acids. The record is from RefSeq and is a predicted model, not a curated record.
AUGUCAAAGAUUGCGAAUCUUGAUUUCAGUGCUUUGAAAAGCAAUGGUGACAACUACCUGGAAUGGGCGCUUGAUGCAAAGAUCAUGCUGCGAUCAAAAGAUCUUGGUGACACAAUCACCAAAGACAGCAAUUCCAGUGACAAAGACAAGUAUAGAGCUAUCUACAUGAUACGCCACCAUCUCCAAGAGAACUUGAAAACUCAGUACAUGACCAUGGAAAAUCCAUAUGACCUUUGGAUCGCUUUACAGCGAAGAUAUGACCACCAGAAAAUGGUGUUGCUUCCAAAGGCUCAAUAUGAUUGGAAACACAUAAGGUUCUUGGACUACAAAUCAGUAGACGAGUACAACUCAGUCCUGUUCAGAAUUGUGUCCUUGUUAAGGUUAUGUGGUGAAAAAGUAACCGAGGAAGAGAUGCUUAAUAAAACUCUCUCCACGUUUCCUCAAAUCAACAUGGUAUUGCAACAGCAGUACAGAGAGAGGAAUUUUGCCACAUAUACUGAGUUGAUAGAAUGUCUCUUGUUGGCUGAAGCUAACAACGAACUGUUAUUGAAAAACAGUGAGAUGAGACCUCCUGGUGCAGCUCCAUUACCCGACAUCUCUAAGCUGGCUAUAGAGCCAAAGAAAGAGACACACGUGCAAGGACGUGGUCGCGGUACCACACCCGGCUUUAGCCGUGGUCGUGGCCGAGGCCGUAGUGUGUCUUUUAAACCACAUAUCAAAGCUGAUCGAUGCCACAGAUGUGGUAUGGGUAAUCAUUGGGAAAAUAAUUGCCGAACUCCUAAGAAUUUGUGUGAGCUUUACAUGGAGAGCUUAAAAAGAAACCCGGAAGCUAACAUGGUUCGAGACCCGGGAUAUGAUGGUGAUGAUGAUGAUGACUUGGAAGACGUCCAGGAUCACCAGCACGAGUCAGACAAAGUUGAUCACAUGGAGUUUGAAACUUCAGACAUACUGAAAUAA